Molecule: messenger RNA, 4402 nt
Organism: Marchantia polymorpha subsp. ruderalis
Lineage: Eukaryota; Viridiplantae; Streptophyta; Marchantiopsida; Marchantiales; Marchantiaceae
Source: the annotation of a GenBank genome assembly
UACUCCAUGUCCAAGUCUCGACCGCGAGAUGGUAUGAAGCUGAUUUCUGAGUGGUAUCCUGAACGCAGACUGUUGAAGCUUCCUCGCCUCAUGAUUAUCGACUCUUAGUUCUGCACAGUGCAAGUCUGCAAUCUGUCCAGAGUGAGGUGAGUGGAAUUCCAUGGCCUCUUCAGAAUCUCCGUCUGCGCAGCGGAGAGAAAAGUUGAGGGAUUUGGUAAGAAGAUUGGAGCAUACUAGUGCGCAGGACGAUUCAGUGGAAUACGAGAAUGUAGUCAGGAUGUGCGUAGAGCAAGUGCAGGGCAUUCGUUCGAUCAAUGAUUUAUCUGGGCUCCAGAGCAGAGAAGCUGAAACCUUGCUGGACGUGCUGAGAUGGGCUGAUAUAUCGAAGCUGCGGGAGUUGGAUCUUUCCAAAACCUUGAUUACAGGUUCUGUCGUGCAAAUUCUAAGUGACGUUCUCAGCACAACACGCUUCGCAGCGUUAGAGGUUUUGAAUUUGUCGGAAAAUCUCCACUGUCAGAUGGACAUGACGUCUAGUGCAGCCUUGGCAGAAGUUUUAGCAGGUGGUUGCUUGCCACACCUCAGGGUUCUGUGCCUUCCACCCUGCCACGUUCCCACAAUUGCCGCGGCUAUGCUCAGAGGAAACAUUUCGAGAUUGGAAGAAUUGCGUAUGGAAUUCUACAGGAAGCUGAUGCAGAGUUCUUCCGAGCUGAAGAAUUUCUUCGAAGAGGGAGCGCUUUCGGCACUCAGAAUCCUCGGUCUCAGAGACUGUAUUUCAACAGAGGAUCAGAUUGAGCAAUUCAUGAGGAGAGUGAAGUCAGGGGACCUCAUGAAGCUGGAGUGCCUGGAUUUCUCAAACAACUUUCUCAACUACAAGGGCUGUAAAUUCCUGGCCAGAGCAAUCCAGAGUGGUCAGCUAUGUCAACUGAGGCACUUAGACCUGAGCUGGUGCAAACUCGGAGACAGUGGGGUGCAGCAGAUCCUCGACGGGAUCGACCAGACGCCUCUGCUAGAGACUCUCUGCCUUGAAAGCAACUCAUUUACAGACGUCGCGACUGCGUCUCUAGCUCAAGCCAUGAAAAAACGGAAACUUGUCAACAUCCGAAAAAUUCGCGUGCACGGGAGAAAUAUGAUAUCGAAUCAGGGCAUUGUCGCUUUGUCCACAGUCCUGUCGGAUCCCACAUGCGUACCGAAACUUGGCAUGCUGGAUUUAGGUGAAGACAAAACCCUUGAUUUGAUAGGAGCGAAAGCUCUUAGGGACGCAUACAGACAGAAUCCAAAUUUGACGGUGGAUGUGAAUGUAUCUUGGCCCGACGAAUCCUUAAAAAUACAAAUGCAGGAGCAGAGAGUGAACAACAUGCGCGCAGAGGAGUUCACACUGACUUCACUGGACGAGGAGCAAGUAGUUCCGCGCAUGGCCAAAGUUUUCAUAUGUGGAUAUGAGAAGGUGGGCAAAACCACACUGAGAAGAUCGAUGGAGAGAAACCUUCUGAAGUCCUUGAUCAAGUGGGAACGCAGGCCUCGGUUUCAUGAGGAGCCGCGCACCCGAGGAAUGGAGUUGUCUGCGGUUUCUGGUGAAGCUGGAACCUCUGCAGAAGCGCUGACACUUAUUCUGUGGGAUUUAGCUGGCCAGCAAGAGUUCCAUGUGAUGCACGGGGCCUUCCUCCCAGACCUCGGACUGGCAUCCGGCAAGGCUACAACUUUCUUGCUGGUCUUUCGUGCUGAUUUGGUAAAGCCGCCAGAAGCUGCAAAAAGUGAACGUGAGCUGCGCUACUGGCUCAGAUUCAUCGCGGCCGGGUCUGUGAAGGGGAUCAAGCGCCACUUGGUCUUAGCUCUGAACUGCAUAAAUUCUCGAAUCCAUGGCGGUGUUGAAGCUGAAGAUUUCAACCGUCAGAAGACUUUCUGGGGCAGUCUUCUGAAAGAUGUAGGCAAAGCGUUCUCUGAUUCGCUCGACAUCCACUCGGAGCCUUUUGUAGUCGAUGCAAGAAAGAGAAGGUCUGUCCAGAAGCUGAAGCAGCACCUGCUAUCCAAAGUCGAAAAUGCUCUCAAAGAUGUCAAGAUACCCAAAGUAUGCUUGGAAAUUCAUGGGUUUCUGCUCGACUGGAAGAGUAAGCAUAGCAACUUCCCGGUCCUCAACUGGACAUUGUUCAGCCAGAUGAUGGAGAAACGAGGCAUCACAGCUGACAAAUUAGACGCAGCCACUGCUCACUUGCAAGAGUCAGGGUGCGUCAUCUACUACAGGAAUUCUCCGGUUGGGAAGGAGACCGAUAGAUUUGUCGUCGCAGAUCCGGAAUGGUUCGGCAGGAAAGUCAUGGGAGAGAUAUUACUACCUGAGCAAAUGCUAGCAGCUAAGCAGUCGUCCCUAUCCCAAAUCGUGGGAGACGACGGAUCUCUCAAACGCUCUAUGCUCGCCGGCCACUUCCAAGCUCUCAACAAGGACAGCGCGAACACCGAUGAACUGAUUGACAUGCUCGCCAAGCUGGGGUUGUGCUACGAUGUGGGAAAGGAGAGAGUUUUCAUCCCGGCUCUGAUCCGAGAGGACAAUCUGAGCAAGUGGGAGAGGCAGGGAGUGUACUGGGUCAUGGGGCGAUCUCUCCAGCCCAGAGAGGAGGACAAGGGAUUCAUUCCCUCGUCCGUGUUCAGGAAGCUGCAAGUCCUUCUGGCUCAGGACAAGAAAUUCGGGCUCCAAGGGAGUGACAGCGACUACUGCGCCGGCAAGACGUUUUCGUUCUUCAUGGUCGGAUCUCAGAUGGUUCUCGUGCAGUUCGAUGUCGAUGAAUCCGACCCAGGGGACGAUCGGAUCGAUGUGCUCGUCAAGCGCAUGGUCAAGCAGGUCGAUGCCGUCAGUGGGGUCGAAGUCGAGGACCACUCGUACCACACGGACCUCGAUCUUGUUCUUGAGAUUAUGGACCUGGUCGAGCGCCUGUGCACCCAGACCUGCCCCAGCGUGGAACUGGAACGGAAGGCCAUCGGGCCCUGGCGUGCCGACAGUGCAACAGUCCCCAUGGCCGAAAGGAAGCUGAUCCCUGUGGACGAGCUGAAGAUGCGCGUUCGCAAGCAUGGGCUGCACAGUUCCACCACCAUGAGGGUAGGACAAGUUGGAGUGCAGAAUGGUCAGCUAUUGUCCGCGAGAGAGCUCGAGGCCAUCCACUCCAGUGUGAACGAGAGCCUUCUGAUUGCCCAGUCCGAAAUCGAGAAAUUCGAUCUGCUGCCCCCGAGCUCGCUGCCGAUGGCAGAUGAGACGGAAGAGGCCCUCAAGCAGGACGGGACUCAGGGCGAUACGGCACUGAUCAUUUCCGUGGUUCAGAAGGUAGUUCGGGAGGAGGGCCAAAAAAUCAUAAAGCACAUCGACCGAAAAUGUGAGGAGCUGCAGAAGAAGUUCGACAAGGCCUUCGAGUGCCAGAAGAAGCUUCUGAACCAGAUCCUGGCUUUGAAUCGCUACUCCAUCGAGGAGAAAGAGAACUGUUAUCCGAGGUACAUCUUCCUCGCCAAGGAGGACGAUUCCCGCUUCUACCUCUCGGCCCGACAGGCAUUUCACGAACGCUUCCGAAUGCAUCUGCUCUGCGAGUGCGACUACAGUGACGGAGUUCCUCACCAUGUCGAGAAGCAAGAAGGUCUCGAGAUUAAGAACAUGAGAGAAUGGCUGCGUAAAGUUGAACCAUGCCUCUCUUGGACCUUAAAAGUGACCCUCAUCACGGCUAAAAUCGUCGGUAAUAUUGUCGCUCCAGGACUCGGUUUACUCCUUCCCAAUUAUAAAGAAAGUGGUGACACGUCGAAAAUGGCAGAUGGGGUCGCGUGGGUGGCCAAGGGAGCGCAGGACUCUACAUCGCAGUCAUUUGCCGAGGGAGCGCAGGAAACUUUAUCGCAAGUCAGUCUUGACAGUCUUGGUCCCAGGGAAUCUGUGAAAGAACUUUCAGCAAUGCUGGUGAUGGACAGUAUAAGAGAAUUGGGAUCCGCUGUGUUCUAUGAGAAAAUAAAAUUGAAACGCGUAGAGUUGUCAUCAUCGAAGGAAUCAGAUCCGUAUUCUAAAACUGUCGUGUGGAUGUGCGAUGAAUGCUUUAACUGUUACCAACCUACUGGUCGCGUCAGAGACAUCACAAAUUACUUUGACAGGGUAAAGCCGUCUACUUCUGUCUGGCUUUAGAUUUUGUCCUUUCACAUUGUAUGUCCCUGGACAUACAGUGUGAAAAUCAAAAUCAAGUGUCAGUGACAGCCCAAAAGAUCAAAAUUGGGCUUCCCGAAGCGUCAUAGCUGUUGCAGUGGAUCUGCACGGAAUUUGGUUUUCGGCACGUAGCUUUAACAGAUCUAUGCAAUCAUAUUGAAUAGGAUCCUGCUCUUCAACAGCGCAGCAAAGGAUCAUCGAUCUUGCUCUGAAUAUGUACAUAAUAAACUUCCAAUGACUUAU